Messenger RNA from Paramuricea clavata, 15948 nucleotides. The record is from the annotation of a GenBank genome assembly. Lineage: Eukaryota; Metazoa; Cnidaria; Anthozoa; Malacalcyonacea; Plexauridae.
GUUUCUCACGCUGAGGACAAUGUUCCUCACGCUGAGGACAAGGUACCUCACACCGAGGACAAGGUACGUCACACUGUGGACAAGAUUCCUCACGCUGAGGACAAGGUUCCUCACGCUGAGGGCAAGGGACCUCUAGUAGAGGACAAGGUUCCUAACUCUGAGGACAAGGUACCUCACUCUGAGGACAAUGUACCUCACACUAAGUUCAAGGUACCUCACACUGAGUCUAGGGUCCGAAUGCUGAGGACAAGUCACCUCAAGCUGAGCACAAAGUACAUCACACUGAGGACAAGGUACAUCACACUGAGGACAAGGUUCCUCACGCUGACGACAAGGUUCCCCAAGUUGAGGACAAAGUACCUCACACUGAGGACAAAUUUCCUCAAGCUGAGGACAAGAUACGUCACACUGGAGACAAGGUACCUCACACUUAGGACAAGGUACCUCACACUGAGGACAAGGUACGUCACACAGAGGACAAGGUUCCUCACGCUGAGGAAAAGGUUCCUCGAGCUGAGGACAAGGUAGCUCACACUUGGGACAAGGUACCUCACACUGAGGACAAGGUUCCUCACGCUGAGGACAAGGUACCUCACACUGAGGACAAGCUUCCUCAAGCUGCGAAAAAGGUACGUCACACUGAGGACAAGGUUCUUCCCACUGAGGACAGGGUUCCUCACGCCCAGGACAAGGUUCCUCACGCUGAGGACAAGGUUCCUCGAGCUGAGGACAAGGUAGCUCACACUGAGGACAAGGUACCUCACACUGAGGACAAGGAUCCUCACGCUGAGGACAAGGUACAUCACACUCAGGACAAGGUUCCUCAAGCUGUGGACAAGGUACCUCACAUUGAGGACAAGGUACCUCCCUCUGAGAGCAAAGCUCUACCCGCCCAGGACAAGGUUCCUCACCCUGAGGACGAGGUUCCUCACGCUGAGGACAAGUUUCCUCAAGCAGAGGACAAGGUUCCUCUCGCUAUGGACAAGGUACCUCACACUGAGGACAAUGUUCCUCACGCUGAUAACAAGGUCCUCACGCUCAGGAAAAGUUCCUCACGCUGAGGACAAGGUCGUCACGCUGAGGACAAGGUUUGUCAGGGUGAGGACAAGGUAACUCAAGCUGAGGACAAGGUUGCUCAUGGUGAGCACAAGGUACCUCACACUGAGGACAAGGUUCCUGAAGCUGAGGACAAGGUUCCUCACGCUGAGGACAAGGUUCCUCACGGUGAGGACAAGGUGCCUCAAGGUGAGGACAAGGUUCCUCAAGCAGAGGACAAGGUUACUCACGCAGAGGACAAGGUUCCUCGAUUUGAGGUCAAGGUGCCUCAAACUGAGGACAGGGUUCCUCACGCAGAGGACAAGAUUCCUCGCGCAGAGGACAAGGUUCCUCAAGCUGAGGACAAGGUUCCUCAAGGUGAGGACAAAGUUCCUCCCACUGAGAAGAAGGUACCUCACACUGAGGACAGGGUUCCUCACUCUGUGGUCAAGGUUCCUCACGCUGAUUACAAAGUUUCUCACGCUGAGCACAAGGUACCUCACGCUGAGCACAAGGUACCUCACACUCAGUACAAGGUACCACACACUGAGGACAAGGUUCCACACACUGAGAACAAGGUUCCUCACGCUGAGGACAAGGUUCCUCAGUCUGAGGACCAGGUACGUCACACUGUGGACAAGGUUCCUCAGGCUGAGGACAAGCUUCUUCACGCUGAGCACAAGGUUCCUCACGCUGAGCACAAGGUAACUCACACUGAGGACAAGGUACCUCACACUGAGGACAAAGUUUCACAGGCUGAGGACACGGUUCCCCAAGCUGGGGACAAGGUACCUCACGCUGAAUACAAGGUACCUCACACUGAGCACAAGGUUCCUCACGCUGAGGAGAAGGUACCUCACACUCAGGCAAGGUCCUCACCCUGAGGACAAGGUUCCUCAAGCUGAGGACAAGGUAACUCACACUGAGGACAAAGUUCCUCAAGCUGAGGACAACGUUCCUCACGCUGAGGACAAGGUACCUCACACUGAGGACAAUGUUCCUCAAGCUGAGGACAAGGUACCUCACACUGAGGACAAAGUUUCUCACGCUGAGGACAAAGUUCCUCACGCUGAGGACAGCGUUCCUCACGCUGAGAACAAGGCACGUCACACUGAGGACAAUGUUCCUCAAGGUGAAGACAAGGUCCGUCACGCUGGGGAGAAGGUUCCUCACGCAGAGGACAAGGUAUCUGUCUAUCCUCACACUGAGGACAAUGUUCCUCAAGAUGAGGACAUGGUCCCUCACGCUGUGGAGAAGGUUCCUCACGCAGAGGGCAAGGUAUCUCACGCUGAGGACAAGGUUCCUCGCGCUGAGGACAAGGUUCCUCACGUUGAGGACAAGGCACCUCUCACUGAGGACAAGGUUCCUCAUGCUGAGGACAAGGUGCCUCACCCUGAGGACAAGGUACCUCACACUCAGGACAAGGUUCCUCAUGCUGAGGACAAGGUUCCUCAAGCUGCGAACAAGGAACCUCACACUGAGGACAAGGUUCCUCACGCUGAGGACAAAGUUGCUCACGCUGAGGACAAAGUUCCUCACGGUGAGAACAGGGUUCCUCACGCUGUGAACAAGGCACCUCACACUGACGACAUUGGUCCUCAAACUGAAGACAAGGUACCUCACACUGAGGACUAGGUCCCUCACGCUGAGGAGAAGGUUCCUCAUGCUGAGGACAGGGUUCCUCACGCUGAGGACAAGGUAUCUCACGCUGAGGUCAAGGUUGCUCACGCUGAGGACAAGGUUCUUCACGCUGAGGACAAGGUACCUCUCACUGAGGACAAGGUUCCUCAUGCUGAGCACAAGGUGCCUCACCCUGAGGACAAGGUACCUCACACUCAGGACAACGUUUCUGCUGGUGAGGACAAUGUUCCUCAAGGUGAGGACAAGGUACCUCACACUGAGGACGAGGAUCCGCAAGCUGAGGACAAGGUACCUCACACUGGGGACAGAGCUGCUCACGCUGAGGACAAGGUUCCUCAAGCAGAGGACAAGGUUCCUAACGCUGAUUACAAUGUACGUCACACUGAGAACUAGAUUCCUCACGCUGAGGACAAGGUACCUCACACUGAGGACAAGGUUCCUCUCGCUGAGGAAAAGGUUCCUCAAGCUGAGGACAAAGUUCCUCACACUGAAGACAAGGUACCUCACACUGAGAACAAGGUUCCUCACUCUGAGGACAAGGUUCGUCACGCUGAGGACAAGGUUCAUCACGCCGAGGACAAAGUUCCUCGCGCUGAGGACAAGGUUCCUCACGUUGGGGCAAGGUUCCUCAAGCUGAGAACAAAGUACCUCACACUGAGGACAAGGUACCCCACACUGAGUACACGUUUCCUCACUCUGAGGACAAGGUUCUUGACGGUGGGGACAAGGUUCCUCACUGUGAGGACAAGGUUCGUCACGGUGAGGACAAGGUUCCUCACGGUGAGGACAAGGUUCCUCACGCAGAGGACAAGAUUCCUCACGCAGAGGGCAAAUUUCCUCAAGCUGAGGACAAGGUACCUCACACUGUGGACAAGGUUCUUCAAGCAGAGGGCAACGUUCCUUACGCUGAGGACAACGUACCUCACACUGAGGAAAUGUUCCUCAAGCUGAGGACGAGAUACCUCACACUGAGGACAAGGUUCCUCAGGCUGAGGACAAAGUUCCUCACGCUGAGGACAAAGUUCCUCACGCUGAGGACAGGGUUCUUCACGCUGAGAACAAGGUUCCUCACACUGAGGAAAAGGUACCUCACAUUGAGGACAAGGUUCCUCACUCUGAGACAAGGUUCCUGACGGUGAGGUCAAGGUUGCUCACGCGGAGGACAAGGUUCCUCACACAGAGGACAAGGUUCGUCACGCAGAGGACAAGGCUCCUCACUCUGAGGACAAGGUUCCUCACACUGUGGACAAAGUUCCUCACGCUGAGGACAAGAUUCCUCACUGUGAGGACAAGGUACGUCACACUGAGGACAAAUUUUCUUACGCUGAGUACAAGGUUCCUCAAGCUGAGAACAAAGUACCUCACACUGACGACAAGGUACCUCACACUGAGAACAAUGUUCCUCACGCUGAGGACAAGGUUCCUCACGGUGAGGAAAAGGUUUCUCACGCUGACGACAAGGUUCCUCACGCUGAGGAUAAGGAUCCUCACCCUGAGGACAUGUUACGUCACACUGAGGACAAGGUUCCUCACGCUGGCGUCAUGCUUCCUCACGCUGAGGACAAGAUUCGUCACGCUGAGGACAAGGUUCGUCAUGGUGAGGACAAGGUUCCUCACGCAGAGGACAAGGUGCCUCACGCUGAGGACAAGGUACCUCACACUAAGGACAUGGUCCUUCAAGCUGAGGACACCGUUCGUCACUCUGAGGACAAGGUACCUCACACUGUGGACAAGAUUCCUGACGCUGAGGACAAGAUUCCUCACGGUGAGGACAAGGUACGUCACACUGAGCACAAAGUUUCUUACGCUGAGUACAAGGACCCUCAAGCUGGGAACAAAGUACCUCACACUGACGACAACGUACCUCACACUGAGAACAAAGUUCCUCACGCUGAGGACAAGGUUCCUUACGGUGAGGACAAGGUUUCUCACGCUGUCGACAAGGUUCCUCACGCUGAGGACAAGGAUCCUCACGCUGAGGACAAGGUUCCUCACGCUGGCGACAAGGUUCCUCACGCCGAGGACAAGGUUCGUGACGCUGAGCACAAGAUUCGUCACGGUGAGGUCAAGGCUCCUCACGCAGAGGACAAGGUGCCUCACGCUGAGGACAAGGUACCUCACACUGAGGACAAGGUACCUCACACUGAGGACAAGUUUCCUCACUCUGAGAACGGGGUUCGUCACGCUGAGGACAGGGUUUCUCAGGCUGUGGACAUGGUACCUCACGCUGAGGAAAGGGUUCCUCACGCUGAGGACAAGGUUCCUCACGCUGAAGACUAGGUACCUCACACUGAGGACAAGGUUAGUCAUGCUUAGAACAAGGUUCCUCACGCUGAGGACAGGUUUCUCACGCUGAGGACAAUGUUUCUCACGCUGAGGACAAGGUACCUCACACCGAGGACAAGGUACGUCACACUGUGGACAAGAUUCCUAACGCUGAGGACAAGGUUCCUCACGCUGAGGGCAAGGGACCUCUAGUAGAGGACAAGGUCCCUAACUCUGAGGACAAGGUACCUCACUCUGAGUACAAAGUACCUCACAGUGAGGACAAGAUAACGCACACUGAGGACAAGGCUACUCACGCUGAGGACAAGGUUCCUCACGAAGAGGACAAGGCUGCUAACGCUGAGGACAAGAUACCUCACGCUGAGGACAAGGUAUGUCACGCUAAGGACAAGGUUCGUCAAGCUGAGGACAAGGUUCCUCGAGCUGAGGACAAGGUAGCUCGCAGUGAGGACAAGGUACCUCACACUGAGGACAAGGUUCCUCACACUGAGGACAAGGUACGUCACACCGAGGACAUGGUUCCUCACGCUGAGGACAAGGUUCCUCGAGCUGAGGACAAGGUAGCUCGCACUGAGGACAAGGUACCUCACACUGAGGACAAGGUUCCUCACGCUGAGGACAAGGUACCUCACACUGAGGACAAGCUUCCUCAAGCUGCGAAAAAGGUACGUCACACUCAGGACAAGGUUCCUCAAGCUGUGGACAAGGUAGCUCACAUUGAGGACAAGGUACCUCCCUCUGAGAGCAAGGCUAUACACGCCCAGGACAAGGUUCCUCACCCUGAAGACAAGGUUCCUCACGCUGAGGACAAGGUCCUCACGCUGAGAACAAGGUCCCUCAAGCAGAGGACAAGGUUCCUCUCGCUAUGGACAAGGUACCUCACGCUGAGGACAAAGUUCCUCGCGCUGAGGACAAGGUUCCUCACGUUCAGAAAAAUUCCUCACGCUGAGGACAAGGUCGUCACGCUGAGGACAAGGUUUGUCAGGGUGAGGACAAGGUACCUCACACUGAGGACAAGGUUCCUCAUGGUGAGUACAAGGUACCUCACACUGAGGACAAGGUUCCUGAAGCAGAGGACAAGGUUCCUCACGCUAAGGAACAGGUUCCUCACGGUGAGGACAAGGUGCCUCAAGGUGAGGACAAGGUUCAUCACGCAGAGGACAAGAUUCCUCGCGCAGAGGACAAAGUUCCUCCAGCUGAGGGCAAUGUACCUCACACUGAGGACAAGGUUUUUCAAGCUGAUGAAAAGGUACGUCACACUGAGGACAAGGUACCUCACACUGAGGACAAGGUUCCUCAUGCUGAGGACAAGGUUCAUGACGGCGAGGACAAGGUUCCUCACUCAGAGGACAAGGUGGCUCAGGCUAAGGACAAGGUACCUCACACCAAGGACAAGGUCCUUCAAGCUGAGGACAACGUUCCUCACGCUGAGGAAAACGUAUCUCACAAUGAGGACAAUGUCCCUCAAGCUGAGGACAAGGUACCUCACACUGAGGACCAGGUUCCUCACGCUGAGGACAAAGUUCCUCACGCUGAGGACAAAGUUCCUCACGCUGAGGACAGGGUUCCUCACGCUGACAACAGGGCACCUCACACUGAGGACAAUGCUUCUCAAACUGAAGAAAAGGUACCUCACACUGAGGACAAAGUCCCUCACGCUGAGGACAAGGUUGCUCACGCUGAGGACAAGGUACAUCAAACUGAUGUGAAGGUACCUCACACUGAGGACAAGGUUCCUCAUGCUGACGAUAAGGUUCCUCAAGGUGAGGACAAGGUACGUCACAGUGAGGAAAAGGCUGCUCACGCUGAGGAAAAGGUUUCUCACGCUGAGGACAAGGUACCUCACACUGAGGACAAGGUUCCUCACGCUGAUAACAAGGUUCCUCACGCUGAUAACAAGGUUCCUCAAACUGAGUACAAGGUUCCUCACGCUGAGGACAAGGUUCCUCACGCUGAGGACAAGGUACCUCACACUCAGAACAAGGUACCUCACGCUGAGGACAAGGUUCGUGACGCUGGGGACAAGCUUCGUCAAGGUGAGGAAAGGGUACGUCACACUGAGGACAAGGUUCCUCAUGCUGAGGACAAUGUUCAUGACGGCGAGAACAAGGUUCCUCACGCAGAGGACAAGGUGGCUCACGCUGAGGACAAGGUACCACACACUAAGGACAAGGUCCUUCAAGCUGAGGACAACUUUCCUCACGCUGAGGACAACGUAUCUCACAAUGAGGACAAUGUCCCUCAAGCUGAGGACAAGGUACCUCAGGCUGAGGACAAGAUUCCUCAAGCAGAGGACAAAGUUCCUCACGCUGAGGACAAAGUUCCUCACGUUGAGGACAAGGGUUCUCACGCUGAGAACAAGGUUCCUCACGGUGAGGACAAGGUAACUCAAACUGAAGACAAGGUUCCUCAAGCUGAGGACAAGGUUGCUCAUGCUGAGGACAAGGUACAUCACGCUGAGGACAAGGUCCCUCACGCUGAGGACAAGGUUCCUCAAGCUGAGGACAAAGUACCUCACACUGAGGAUAAUGUUCCCCACAUUGAGUUCGAGGUUCCUUACUUUGAGGACAAAGUUCCUGGCGGUUAGGACAAGGUUCCUGACGGUGAGGACAAAGUUCCUCACGAUGAGGACAAGGUUCCUCACGCUGAGGACAAGAUUCCUCACGCUGAGGAUGAGGUUCCUCACUUUGAGAACAAGGUGCCUCACACUGAAGACUAGAUUCUUCACGCUGAGGACAAGGUACCUCUCACUGAGGACAAGGUUCCUCACGCUGAGGACAACGUUCCUCACGGUGAGGACAAGGUUCCUCACACUUAGGACAAGGUACCUCACACUUUGGACAAGGUUCCUCACUCUGAGGACAAGGCUCGUCACGCUGAGGAUAAGGUUCCUCACGCUGAGGACAAAGUUUCUCACGCUGAGGACAAGGUCCCUCACGCUGAGCACAAGGUACCUCACGCUGAGGACAAGGUUCCUCACGCUGAGGACCAGGUACCUCACACUGAGGACAAGGUUCCUCAAGCUGUGGACAAAGUACCUCACAUUGAGGACAAGGUACCUCCCACUGAGAACAAGGUUCCUCACGCCUGAGGACAAGGUUCCUCACGUUGAGGACAAGGUACCUCACACUGAGGACAAGGUUCCUCACGCUGAGGACAAGGUUCCUCACGCUGAGGACAAGGUUCCUCACGCUGAGGACAAGGUUCCUCACGCUGAGGACAAGGUUCCUCACGCUGAGGACAAGGUCCUCACGCUGAGGACAAGGUUCCUCACUUUGAGGUCAAGGUUUCUCACGCUGUGGCCAAGGUUCCUCACGGUGAGGGCAAGGGACCUCACACUGAGGACAAGGUUCCUCAAGCUGAAGACAAAGUACCUCACACUGAAGACAAGGUAACUCACACUGAGGACAAUGUUCGCCACGCUGGAACAAGGUUCCCCAAGUUGAGGACAAAGUACCUCACACUGAGGACAAGGUUCCUCAUGCAGAGGACAAGGUACGUCACACUGAGGAGAAGGCACCUCACACAUAGGACAAGGUACGUCACACUGAAGACAAGGUUCCUCACGCUGAGGACAAGGUUCCUCAAGCUGAGGACAAGGUACCUCACGCUGAGGACAAAACACCUCACGAUGAGAACAAGGUACCUCACAAUGAGUACAACGUACCUCACAGAGAGGACAAGGUUCCUCAUGCUUCGAACAAGGUUCCUCAAGCUGAAGACAAGGUACCUCACACUGUGGACAAGGUGCCUCACACUGAGGACAAAGUUCCUCACGCUGAGGACAAGGCUCCUCGCGCCGAGGACAAGGUUGUUCACGCUGAGGAAAAGGUUCCCCACGCGGAGGACAAGGUUCCUCAUGCUGAGGACAAGGUACCUCACACUGAGGACAAGGUCCCUCACGCUGAGGACAAGGUUUCUCAAGCUGAGAACAAAGUUACUCACACUGAGGAGAAAGUACCCCACAUUGAGUUCGAGGUUCCUCACUUUGACGAAAAAGCUCCUGACGGUUGGGACAAGGUUCCUCACGGUGAGGACAAGUUUCCUUACAGUGAGGACAAGGUUCCUCACGCUGAGGACAAGAUUCCUCACGCUGAGGAGAGGGUUCCUCACAGUGAGGACUAGGUUCCUCACGCUGAGGACAAGGUACCUCACACUGAGGACAAGGUUAAUCACGCUGAGGACACCUUUCCUCACACUGAGGACAAGGUUCCUCACGCUGAGGACAAGGAUGUUCACGCUGAGGACAAGGUACCUCACGCUCAGGACAAUGUUCCUCACACUGAGGACAAGGUUCCCACGCUGAGGAGAAGGUACCUCACACUGAGGACAACGCUCCUCACGUUGAGGACAAGGUCCUCACGCUAAGGACAAAGUUCCUCACGCUGAGGACAAAGGUACCUCACACUGAGAACAAGGUUCCUGACGCUGAAGACAAGGUUCCUCAGGCUGAGGACAAGGCUCCUCACGCUGAGGACAAGGUACAUCACGCUCAGGACUAGGUUCCUCACUUUGAGGACAAGGUUUCUCACGCUGAGGACAAGGUCCCUCGCGGUGAGGACAAGGGACCUCACACUGAGGAAAAGGUUCCUCAAGCUGAGGACGAGGUUCUUCAAGCUGAGGGGAAAGUACCUCACACUGAGGACAAGGUAACUCACACUGAGGACAAUGUUCUUCACGCUGAGGACAAGGUUGCCCAAGCUGAGACAAAAUACCUCCCACUGAGGACAAGGUUCCUCAAGUUGAGGACAAGGUACGUCACACUGAGGACAAGGUAUCUCACACUUAGGACAACGUACCUGAAACUGAGGACAAGGUUCCUCAUGCUGAGGAAAGGUUCCUCAAGCUGAGGACAAGGUACCUCACACUGAGGAUAAGGUACCUCACGAUGAGGACAAGGUACCUCAUAAUGAGUACAAUGUACCUCACACUGAGAACAAUGUUCCUCAUCCUUAGGACAAGGUUCCUCAAGCUGAAGACAAGGUACCUCACACUGAGGACAAGGUAUCUCACACUGAGGACAAAGUUCCUCACGCUGAGGACAAGGUUCCUCACAGUGAGGACUAGGUUCCUCACGCUGAGGACAAGGUACCUCACACUGAGGACAGGGUUAACCACGCUGAGGACAACGUUCCUCACACUGAGGACAAGGUUCCUCACGCUGAGGACAAGGAUGUUCACGCUGAGGACAAGGUACCUCACGCUCAGGACAAUGAUCCUCACACUGAGGACAAGGUUCCCCACGCUGAGGACAAGGUACCUCACACUGAGGACAACGCUCCUCACGUUGAGGACAAGGUCCUCACGCUAAGGACAAAGUUCCUCACGCUGAGGACAAAGGUACCUCACACUGAGAACAAGGUUCCUGACGCUGAGGACAAGGCUCUUGACGCUGAAGGCAAGGUUCCUCACGGUGAGGACAAGGUUUCUCACGCGGAGGGCAAGGCUCCUCACGCUGAGGACAAGGUACCUCACACUGAGGACAGGGUACCUCACACUGAGGACAAGGUUCCUCAUGCUGAGGACAAGGUUCCUCAAGCUGAGGACAAGGCACCUCACACUGAGGACAAGGUUCUUCAAGCUGAGGACCAGGUACCUCACACUGAGGACAAAGCUGCUCACGCUGAGGACAAGGUUCCUCAUGCAGAGGACAAGGUUCCUCACGCUGAGGACAAAGUUCCUCACGAUGAGGAGAAGGUUCCUCACGGUGAGGACAAGGUAGCUCACUUAGGGGAAGGUGCCUCACGCUGAGGACAAGGUUCCUCACGCUGAGCACAAAGUUUCUCACCUGGAAAACAAGGUACCUCACACUGAGGACAAGGUACGUCUUACUGAGGACAAGGUUUUUCACGCUGAGGACAAGGUAUCUCUCACUGAGGACAAGGUACUUCACACUGAGGACUAGAUUCUUCAGGCUGAGCAGAAGGUACCUCACACUGAGGACAAGGUUCCUCACGCUGAGGAAAAGGUUCCUCAAGCUGAGGACAAAGUUCCUCACACUGAAGACAAGGUACCUCACACUGAGGACAAGGUUCCUCACUCUGAGGACAAGGUUCGUCAAGCUGACGACAAGGUUCUUCACGCUGAGGACAAAGUUCCUCACGCUGAAAACAAGGUCCCUCACGCUGGGGCAAGGCUCCUCAAGCUGAGUACAAAGUACCUCACAGUGAGGACAAGAUAACGCACACUGAGGACAAGGCUACUCACGCUGAGGACAAGGUUCCUCACGAAGAGGACAAGGCUGCUAACGCUGAGGACAAGGUACCUCACGCUGAGGACAAGGUAUGUCACGCUAAGGACAAGGUUCGUCACGCUGAGGACAAGGUUCCUCACGCUGGGGAUAAGGUACCUCUCACUGAGCACUAGUUUCCUCAAACUCAGGACAAGGUACCUCACCCUGAGGACAAGGUACCUCACACUGCGGACAAGGUUCUUCACGCUGAGGACAAAGUUCCUCACGCUGAGAAGAAGGUCCCUCACGCUGGGGCAAGGUUCCUCCCGCAGAAGACAAGGUUCCUCACGCUGAGGACAUGGUACCUCACACUGAGGACAAGGAUCCUGAAGCUGAGGACACGGUACCUCACCCUGAGGACAAGGUAACUCACACGGGGAACAAGCUUCCUCACGCUUGGGACGAUGUUCCUCACGCCGAGGACAAGGUUUCUCACGCUGUGGACAAGGUACCUCAACAUGAAGACAAGGUUCCUCGUGCUUAGGAUAAGGUUCCUCUAGCUGAAGGCAAGGUUCCCCACACUGAAGACAAGGUACCACACACUGAGGACAAGGUUCCGCACGCUGAGGACGGGGCUGGUCACGCUGAGGACAAGGUUGCUCACGUUGAGGACAAGUUCCUCACGCAGAGGACAAGGUUCCUCACACUGAGGACAAGGUUCCUCAAGCUGAGGACAAGGUAACUCACACUUUGGACAAGGUUCCUCACAAUGGGGACAAGGUUUCUCACGCUGAGGACAAGGUUCCUCAGGCUGAGGCAAAGUUUCUAACCCUGAGGACAAGGUUCCUCACGGUGACGACAAGGUUCGGAACGCUGAAGACAAGGAUCCUCACGCUCAAGACAAGGUUCCUUACGCUGAGGACAAGGGAGCUCACACUGAGGACAAAGUACUUCACACUGAGGACAAGGUUCCUCACGCUGAGGACAAGGUAGCUCACACUGAGGACAAGGUUCCUCAAGCUGAGGACAAGGCACCUCACACUGAGGAGAAGGUACCUCACACUGAGGACAAGGUACAUCACGCUGAGGACAAGGUUCCUCACGCUGAGGACAAGGUUCCUCAAGCUGAGGCAAGGUACCUCACACUGAGGAGAAGGUUCCUCAAGCUGAGGACAAGGCACCUCACGCUGAGGACAAGGUACAUCACACAAAGGAUCAGGUCCCCUACACUGAGAACGAGGUUCAUCAUGCUGAGGACAAGGUUCCUCACGCUGAGGAGAGUGUACCUCAUACUGAGGACAAGGUACCUCGCACUGAGGACCAGGUCCCUCACACUGAGGACAAGAUUCCUCCCGCAGAGGACAAGGUUCCUCACGCUCAGGACAAGGUUCCUCACGAUCUGGCCAAGGUUUUCCGAAAUUUUCAAGAAAAUUUUCAGUUUUUCGGCAAAUCCAAAAUUUUCAUGAAAAUUCUCAUUUUUUUCCAAAUCCCAAAUUUUCCAGAAGAUUUUCAUUUUUUCGCGAAAUCCCAAAUUUUCAAGAAAAUUUUCAUUUUUUCUCCAAAUGAGGACAAGGUUCCUCACGCUGAGGAGAAGGUUCCUCACGCUGAGGACAAAGUACCUCUCACUGAGAACAAGGUACCUCACGCUGAGGGCAUGGCUCCUGACGCUGGGGACAAGCUUCCUGAAGCUGAGAAAAAGGUACCUCACACUGAGGACAAGGUACCUCACACUGAGGACACGGUUCCUCAUGCUGAGGACAAGGUUCAUGACGGCGAGGCAAGGUUCCUCACGCUGAGCACAAGGUUCCUCACGGUGAGGACAAGGUACGCCACAGUGAGGACAAGGUUCCUCACGCCGAGGACAAGGUACCUCACACUGAGGUCAAGGUACGUCUCACUGAGGACAAGGUUCCCAAUUCUGAGGACAAGGUUCCUCAAGCUGAGGACAAGGUACCUCACACUAAGGACAAGGUUCCUCAAGCUGAGGACAAGGUACGUCACACUGAGAACAAGGUACCUCGCACUGAGGACAAGGUUCCCCACGCUGACGACAAGGUUCCCCAAGCUGAGGACAAAGUACCUCACACUGAAGAGAAGGUUCCUCAAGCUGAGGCCAAGGUACGUCACACUGAGGACAAGGUACCUCACACUCAGGACAAGGUACCUCACACCGAGGACAAGGUUCCUCACGCUGAGGACAAGGUUUCUGAAGCUGAGGAUAAGGUUCCUCAAACCGAAGACAAGGUACCUCACACUGAGGACAAGGUACCUCACAAUGAGGACAAUGAUCCUCACGCUGAGGACAAGGUUGCUCCCGCUGAGGACAAGCUUCCUCACGCUGCGGACAAGGUCCUCACGCAGAGGACAAGGCUCCUCAAGCUGAAGACAAGGUACCGUACACUGAGGACAAGGUACCGCCUCAAACUGAGGACAAGGUUCCUCACUCUGAGGACAAGGUACCUCACACUGAGGACAAUGUACCUCACACUGAGUUCAAGGUACCUCACACUGAGGACAAGGUUCCUCACGCUGAGGACGGGGUUGGUCACGAUGAGGACAAGGUUGCUCACGUUGAGGACAAGAUUCCUCACGCAGAGGACAAGGCUCCUCAAGCUGAAGACAAGGUACCGUACACUGAGGACAAGGUACCGCCUCAAACUGAGGGCAAGGUUCCUCACGCUGAGGACAAGGUACCGCACACGCUGAGGACAAGGUACCUCACACUGAGGACCAGGUACCUCAAACUGAGGACCUGAUCCCUCACACUGAGGACAAGAUUGCUCACGCUGAGGACAAGGUUCCUAACGCUGAGGACAUGGUACCUCACACUGAGGACAAGGUUCGUCAAGCUGAGGACACGGUACCUCACACUGAGGACAAGGUACCUCACACGGAGGACAAGGCUCCUCACGCUGGGGGAAAGGUUCCUCACGCUGAGGAAAAGGCUCCUCAAGCCGACGACAAAGUACCGCACACUGAGGACAAGGUACCGCACACUGAGGACAAAGGUCCUCACGCUGGCGACAAGGUUCCUCACGCUGAGGACAAGAUUAGCCACGCUGAGGACAAGGGUCGUCACGCUGAGGACAAGGUUCCUCACGCAGAAGACAAGGUGUCUCACGCUGAGAACAAGGUACCUCACACUAACGAAAAAGUUCUUCAAGCUGAGGACAAGGUUCCUCACACUGAGGACAAGGUACCUCACACUGAGGACCUGGUCCCUCACACUUAGGACAAGGUUCCUUACGCUGAGGACAAGGUACCUAACGCUGAGGACAUGGUACCUCACACUAAGGACAAGGUUCGUCAAGCUGAGGACACGGUACCUCCCACUGAGGACAAGGUACCUCACACGGAAGACAAGGCUCCUCACGAAGGGGACAAGGUUCCUCUCGCUGAGAAAAUGGAUCCUCAAGCUGAAGACAAGGUACCGGACACUGAGGACAAGGUACCGCACACUGAGGACAAGGUCCUUCACACUGAGGACCAGGUCCCUCACACUGAGGACAAGAUUCCUCACACUGAGGACAAGGUUCCUCACGCUGAGGACAAGGUACCUCACAUGCAGGACAAAGGAUCCUCAAGCUGGGGACAAGGUUCCUCACGCUGAGGACAAGGCUCCUCUAGCUGAAGACAAGGUACCUCACACUGAGGACAAGGUACCUCACACUGAGAACGAGGUUCCUCACGCUGAGGACGGGGUUCGUCACGCCGAGGACAAGGUUUCUCAGGCUUAGGACAUUGUACCUCACGCUGUGGACAAUGUACCUCAUACUGAGGACAAGGUACCUCACACUGAGGACAAGGUUCCUCACGCUGAGGACAACGUUCCUGACGCUGAGGACAAGGUUAGUGAGGCUGAGGACAAGGUUUCUCUCGCUGAGGACAAGGUACCUCACACUGAGGUCAAGGUUCCUCGCGCUGAGGAGAAGGCUUCUCACGCUGACGACAAGUUUCCUCACGCUGAGAACAAGGUUCCUCACGCUGAGGGCAAAGUUUCUCACGCUGAGGACAAGGUACCUCACACUGAGGACAAGGUACGUCACACCGAGGACAAGGUUCCUCACGCUGAGGACAUGGUACCUCUCACUGAGGACAAGGUUCCUCACGCUGAGGACAUGGUACCUCACAUUGAGGACAAGGUUCGUCAUGCUGAGGACACGGUACCUCACCCUGAGGACAAGGUACCUCUCACGGAGGACAAGGCCCCUCACGCUGAGGACAAGGUACCUCACACUGAGGACAAGGUACGUCACACAGAGGACAAGGUUCCUCACGCUGAGGACAAGGUACCUCUCACUGAGGACAAGCUACCUCACACUGAGGACAAGGUUCCUCACGGUGAGGACAAGGUACCUCACACUUAGGACAAGGUACCUCACACUUAGGACUAGGUACCUCACACUGAGGACAAGGUUCCUCACUCUGAGGACAAGACUCGUCACACUGAGGACAAGGUUCCUCACGCUGAGGACAAAGUUCCUCACGCUGAGGAAAAGGCUCCUCAAACUGAGGACAAAGUACCUCACACUGAAGAGAAAGUACCUCACACUGAGAACAAGGUUCCUCACGCUGAGGGCAAAGUUUCUCACGCUGAGGACAAGGUACCACACACUGAGGACAAGGUACGUCACACCGAGGACAAGGUUCCUCACUCUGAGGACAAGGUACCUCUCACUGAGGACAAGGUACCGCACACUGAGGACAAGGUUCCUCACGCUGAGGACAAGGUUCCUCACGGUGAGGACAAGGUACCUCACACUUAUGACAAAGUAACUCAAGCAGAGGACAAAGUACCUCACACUGAGGACUAG